CAAUUUAACAUGUGCAUCUCCCAAUCGGAAAGAAUUGCACAUUUCCCAUUUCUGCAGCCGUCCUCCGGCUCUCUUCUACUGCUGGCCGAUCUGAGAUCGGAGAAAGUAUGGAAGCCGAUCUCAAUAGCGAUCAAGCAGAGAAUACGAAUGGAGAGGUGGCGGCAGAGAGGGAUUCGGCACAAACAGUACCGGAGGGAUCUAUCCAUGGCUUUGACUCUCUGCAUCGCCUCCUCGAGGCCUCCCUAAAGCCUGAAAUCUUCCAGGAAGUGAGUCGCAUGUUGGUGGGAUUGAACUGUGGGAAACCUCUUGACCGCAUUCUUCUGCCUGAGGCUGCUUCCUCUCUGUCCACUAAACAUGAUUUCGAUUUGCAGGCCUUCGGCUUCCGUGCUGACAAAGAGGCACUAAGGCAAUCUCGAAUUGUUCGUGUAGGCAUAAUCCAAAAUUCCAUUGUACUUCCUACUACUGCACCUUUUAAUGAACAGAAAAAGGCCAUCAUGCAAAAAGUAAAAUCUAUGAUCGAUGCAGCUGGUGCUUUUGGUGUCAACAUCAUAUGCUUACAAGAAGCAUGGAUGAUGCCAUUUGCCUUUUGCACGAGAGAGAAGAGAUGGUGUGAAUUUGCAGAACCAAUUGAUGGAGAAAGCACGCAGUUUCUUCAAGGUCUUGCUCGAAAGUACAACAUGGUGAUAGUGAGCCCAAUUCUUGAAAGGGAUGUUAGGCAUGGAGAAGUUCUCUGGAAUACGGUUGUGAUAAUAGGAAACCAUGGCAACAUCAUCGGCAUACAUCGAAAGAAUCACAUUCCUAGAAUUGGGGAUUUCAAUGAGAGCACAUAUUACAUGGAAGGAAACACAGGUCAUCCAGUUUUUGAAACUUGUUUUGGGAAGAUUGCUGUCAAUAUUUGUUAUGGAAGGCACCAUCCUUUAAAUUGGUUAGCCUUUGGAUUGAAUGGAGCUGAAAUAGUGUUCAACCCGUCCGCCACUGUUGGAGAGUUGAGUGAACCAAUGUGGCCAAUUGAGGCGAGAAAUGCUGCAAUAGCAAAUAGUUAUUUUGUUGGCUCAAUCAAUCGUGUUGGGACUGAGGAAUUUCCAAAUCCAUUUACGUCUGGUGAUGGGAAACCUCAGCAUACAGAUUUUGGACAUUUUUAUGGAUCUAGCUAUUUUUCAUCCCCUGAUGCAUCGUGCACUCCAUCUCUGUCAAGAUAUAGGGAUGGUUUGCUGGUCUCGGACAUGGAUUUGAAUCUGUGCAGACAGUUGAAAGAUAAAUGGGGCUUUCGAAUGACCGCUCGUUAUGAAUUAUACGCCGAUUUGCUUUCUCGGUAUUUGAAACCAGACUUCGCUCCACAAGUCAUCGUUGACCCCCAUUUGCAAAAGCAAAGCUAGCGAACGAUUGGAGCAUAAGCAUCCAAUUGUGGAUGCUGAUUUGUUGCAAAUUAUGUUAAGGUUUGUACCGUGAAUCUCGGAUUUUUACAACAUCCAAUAGGUAGUAGUAUUUGUUGGUUGCAAUAAUCAUGUAAGACGUCAAUUUUUUGCAUUCUAAUCAAUUAUUAUGUCUGGUGUUAGAAAU
This is a messenger RNA of Phalaenopsis equestris, 1560 nucleotides long. RefSeq names its product beta-ureidopropionase. Lineage: Eukaryota; Viridiplantae; Streptophyta; Magnoliopsida; Asparagales; Orchidaceae. The record is from RefSeq and is a predicted model, not a curated record. Gene Ontology annotation, molecular function: beta-ureidopropionase activity. The transcript is spliced from 6 exons. Bases 108 to 1376 code for a protein of 422 amino acids.